Messenger RNA from Epinephelus moara (kelp grouper), 8817 nucleotides. RefSeq names its product G protein-coupled receptor kinase 3 (gene grk3). Gene Ontology annotation, molecular function: G protein-coupled receptor kinase activity; ATP binding; G protein-coupled receptor binding. The coding region runs from base 2034 to 4100 and encodes 688 amino acids. The record is from RefSeq and is a predicted model, not a curated record. The transcript is spliced from 21 exons. Gene Ontology annotation, biological process: protein phosphorylation; G protein-coupled receptor signaling pathway; regulation of signal transduction. Lineage: Eukaryota; Metazoa; Chordata; Actinopteri; Perciformes; Serranidae.
UCCCCGCCGCAGUGGGAGGAAGUUGAACCACAAAGCAAGCAGUGCCACUGUGCUAGCAAAAAACACAGAAAAAUACACCGAAGAAGAAGGGACUCCAACUUAAAACAUGUGCCAUAUUGGAGCUGGGGAAGGAGCAGCUUAACAGAGACAGAGCGGACAGUAUUGGAUGCCAAGACGCUCCAGCGGAGGCAGCGGACCGACACUUUGCUACUUAGCCGGAGUGUGGGCUCCCCAGCGCGGAUAGCCUGGCAGGCAGGAGUCGCUCGGGGCUGGCUCGGCUCCCCUCGUUUUUACUUCAGCUACCGACCUCCGUGUGGUCGAUUUACGAGACAAACACCCGCAGCACAGUGCUGUAUUAGGUGUUCAGCACAACACCUGGUGCUUGAAGGUGUUGUCGUGCCAUUUUUAACCAGUUUACAGCGACGAGGAAAAAGUUUACCAAGCUAAACUACCGCCGGAGCCGAUUUCCAUCUCCCGGCGCUCCCUCCCCCUCCUCCACCACCAUCAGCGUCACCAUCAGCCCACCGUCAGUCACUCUGUGCUGGCUCUCCAGGCGAGGAGGGUCCCCCCAACACUCGGGGUAACUCAACAAGCAAACUAUGGAUUAUAUUGUGCGAUUUCAUCUUUGUUUUUGAAGCCGUUUGGACUCUCGGUGUCAUUUUUUCUGGUGCUGGUUGCUCUCGGAAACGCUGCAAGACUUCCCCAAAAUAGACUCGCAGCCGUUAGCUUAUUAACCAAAGCUGAAACCGAGCCAGUGUUGCUGUUAAAUCCGCCAGCUAGUGAGUCUGUUAGCUGCUGGCGACCACGGUGCUUGUUCACACGUACCUGCUGGAGUGAAACAACCCAAACUCGAUGUAUAAAUUGAUUAAUCAGUCUUAUUCGAUAGUUAGCCUGCUGGCUAGCUGGUUUCAUUUUUUGCUAGCUAGCGUGGUGGCUAACUAGCAGACGAACCCGAAAUAUCGAUAAUCCCAGCAGCAGCAGCAGCAGCGGGCUAAAGCAAGUUAGCUUCGUGGAUUUGGUGUGUGAUUAGUUGAGUACACCCUUUAUCUUGUGUUAAACCUCUGGUGUUUAAUGACAUCUUUUCGGGCGACAUUUUUUUCGUGAUUGACUUAAGGGACAGGAAGCAAGGCAGCAGCAGCAGCAACGACGGCAACAUAAACAACCGCGGUGUGUAGACCUUCCUCAUCUUCAACCUGUGUGUUUAUUUGUGCCAAACUGCAUCAGAGAGAUUUGCAUUUUCCUGGUGCACCAGCUGAGAUCUUGAGGAGACACCUUGAUGAGACACAACCUGCCGCCUCUUGUAUUUAUCUGUAUCCCCCCUUUUUCGCUCCGAUUGAGACGAAGACACGUGUCGCUGUUAUAUUACUGCUUUCCUAAAGACACAGAAGAAGCCAGUCACAUUUCCACUGUGCAGCCACUCCACUAAAAUUAGACCCUUUUUUUGCUCAACAGCACAGUGUUUACAUUUUAAGGAAAAAGCCCUGCAACGCCGCACUGGAGACAAACCAGUCGUUUGGACACAUUUCCAUCAAGAGGGGACCAGGAGAGUCCCCAGAGACCUGUAGGAUUUGACAGCUGUCUCCAGACCCAGCAUCUGGUGCAUCUACCUAUCUCCGUGAGACUUAUCACGUUACUAUAAAGCGAGGAAGGAAGUACAAGAUCUUUUCUUUGCAUCAUUUUCCCCCUGAAGAAACCUGCAUUUUUUCCUGCACUAAAUGGGAUUACAAGGACGGUGCUGACUGUGUAUCUCUCGAUCAGCCUGUCACCCAAUGUCUCCCCUCCUGAAUUCCCUUUUUUCUGUCACAAUGAUGGUAGUUUGAGGCGAAGUGAGCAGAACACAGCCGACAGGAGACAACGACACCAUUCCGGUCGAUGGUCAGCCCUGCCGUCCGCUCAGCUGGCCCUGUCACGCACCUUGGCGCUUGAUGUUGCUCAUAUCUGGUGGAGGACAUUGUUUUUUUAAUCCCCUCAAAUAAAACAAACCCAUCCCCAGCCCGGUUAUUUUAUUGAUUUGCUCGUCCCAGGGUCGAAAGAUGGCGGACCUCGAAGCAGUGCUCGCCGAUGUCAGUUAUUUGAUGGCGAUGGAGAAGAGCAAAUCUACUCCAGCGGCCCGGGCGAGUAAGAAAAUCAUCCUGCCUGAGCCCAGCAUUCGCAGUGUGAUGCAGAAGUACCUCGAGGAGAGAGACGAACUGACAUUUGACAAAAUUUUCAACCAGAAAAUUGGCUUCCUACUGUUCAAAGACUUCUGUAUGAAUGAGAUCGACGAGGCCGUGCCACAGCUCAAGUUCUACGAAGAAAUUAAGGACUACGAGAAGCUGGACUCGGAGGAGGAGAGGCUGAGCCGCAGCCGGCAGAUUUACGACGGCUACAUCAUGAAGGAGCUGCUGUCAUGUUCACAUCCGUUUUCAAAGAAAGCAGUGGACCAUGUGCAGAGUCACUUAGCAAAGAAACAGGUUCCCCCGACUCUCUUCCAGCCAUACAUAGUGGAGAUCUGUGACAGCUUGAGAGGGAAGAUCUUCCAGAAGUUCAUCGAGAGUGACAAAUUUACUCGCUUUUGCCAGUGGAAGAACGUGGAGCUCAACAUCCACCUGACCAUGAACGACUUCAGCGUGCAUCGGAUCAUCGGCCGGGGCGGCUUCGGCGAGGUGUACGGCUGCAGGAAGGCCGACACGGGGAAGAUGUACGCCAUGAAGUGUUUGGACAAGAAGAGGAUCAAGAUGAAGCAGGGGGAGACUCUCGCGCUCAAUGAGAGAAUCAUGCUGUCGUUAGUCAGCACAGGGGACUGCCCGUUCAUCGUGUGCAUGACGUACGCCUUCCACACCCCCGACAAGCUGUGCUUCAUCCUGGACCUCAUGAACGGGGGCGACCUGCACUACCACCUGUCUCAGCACGGUGUGUUCAGUGAGAAAGAGAUGCGUUUCUACGCAGCUGAAAUCAUCCUGGGUCUGGAGCACAUGCACAACCGCUUCGUCGUCUACAGAGACCUCAAGCCAGCUAAUAUCCUGUUGGAUGAGCACGGUCAUGUUCGUAUCUCCGACCUCGGCCUGGCCUGCGACUUCUCCAAGAAGAAGCCCCACGCCAGUGUGGGCACUCAUGGCUACAUGGCUCCGGAGGUUCUUCAGAAGGGGACGGCGUACGACAGCAGCGCCGACUGGUUCUCUUUAGGCUGCAUGCUCUUCAAACUCCUCCGAGGGCACAGUCCCUUCAGACAGCACAAGACCAAAGACAAACAUGAGAUUGACCGCAUGACGCUCACCAUGAAUGUGGAGCUGCCAGACUCUUUCACUGCAGAGCUCAAAGACCUGCUGGAGGGGCUGCUGCAGAGAGACGUAUCCAAGAGGCUCGGCUGUCAGGGCCGAGGAGCCCCAGAGGUGAAGGAACAUCAGUUUUUCAAAGGCAUUGACUGGCAGCAGGUGUACCUCCAGAAGUACUCUCCUCCUUUAAUUCCUCCCCGGGGAGAGGUGAACGCCGCAGAUGCUUUCGACAUAGGCUCCUUUGAUGAGGAGGACACCAAGGGCAUCAAGCUGCUGGACAGUGACCAGGAGCUGUACAAGAACUUCCCUCUGGUCAUAUCGGAGCGCUGGCAGCAGGAGGUGGCAGAGACGGUCUACGAGGCGGUGAACUCGGACACGGACAAGAACGAGGCUCGCAAGAGGGCCAAGAACAAGCAGCUUGGCCACGAGGAGGACUACGCCUUCGGAAAGGACUGCAUAAUGCACGGCUACAUGUUGAAGCUGGGGAACCCGUUCUUGACCCAGUGGCAGCGCCGAUACUUCUACCUGUUCCCCAACCGUGUGGAAUGGAGGGGAGAGGGCGAGUCACGGCAAAACCUGCUGACGAUGGAGCAGAUCGUGACGGUGGAAGAAACGCAGAUUAAAGACAAGAAAUGUAUCCUGCUGCGCAUCAAAGGAGGGAAGCAGUUUGUGCUGCAGUGUGAGAGCGAUCCGGAGUUCGUGCAGUGGAAGAAAGAGCUGACCGAAGCGUUCACAGAAGCCCAGAAGCUGCUGCGCCGCGCCCCCAAAGUCAUCGGGAAAGGCCGGGCCGGAGUGGUGGAGCUCUCCAAACCUCCCCUCACACACCGCAAUAGCAAUGGCCUGUGAAUACACAACACACACGCACGCACACAUAUAUAAAUAUAUAUAUAUAUCACACACACAUACACACACACCUGUACACACACACACUGCAUCCCACCUCCUCUCCCUCCCCAUCAGCUGCCCCGACACCUCCCCACAACGCCUCGCAGUGUGUACGGACCAUGCACACCAGCGUCUUACCGACACACACACAUACACACACACACAUUCGACCAAUCAUAAGCGCAAUUUUUCGUCUGCCAUGGGACCUUGCCAGUUCACCAAGAGGAAGAGAGAAACAUUCGGGAGGGCUCAGCAUGUGAAGAACCUCUGCAUGAAUGUGACGAGGACUGACGCCCGGUCCUCUCUUGUCCCCGUCUUUCUCUUUUUCUCCUCCCCUCCCCUCCCUCUCUACACCUGUACCCCGCCGCCGCCACCACUGCCGCCGCCGCCACCACUGGAUGGGGCUUUCUCAACCAGGACCCACAGCAGCCUGGCGGGCUACAGGUCUGAUCUCUCGGAGGUGGCGCAGAUGAGGCCCUGAGGCUUUGGCGGGAGGACAAAUAAAAAAAGGCUGCUCGACCUGUUCUCCUCUAACCAUCCCUCCCUCUGUUACUGAAGUGCGUAAAGUGCCAACAUCAAUAUUUACUUGAGUCACCUGAGCACCCUGGAGGAGCUGCUUGGUGGCAGAUAUCGCCCCCAGAUACACACAGGAGGUGGUGGCGGCGGCGGUGGCGGCGGCGGCGGCGGCGGCGGCGGCGGCUGUGGUGGUGGUUGAUCAUUCCAAUGCAGACAACAGGAAGUACAAGGACCACAGACUCUUUCAAGAUUGGCUCCUGUACAGCCAGUUGCCAUAGAGACUGGGAUUCCAUUGGCUGACAAACAGCAGCCUGGUUGCUAUGGUAACCAUGAAGACUGGUAUACCUGGGGAACCGGUAACCACGGACAACGGUGUAACUAUUGUGUAUGAAGGCUACACUUGCAGAGGAAGAGGCGACGGAGGAGGGAGGAGGGAGUGACUCUGAGUGUACAUACGAAACCCUUUCUCUCCCUCUCUGUGCAUCUCCAGUGUUUUAGUCCAACGUGUUUGCAUUAUCGGGGACUUCUCUGUCUGCCUGUUCGUGAAUCUGUCCUGGCUUUAGGGGAAGAAGAGGAAGAGGAAGAGUGUUUUCCUGCUGGGUGGGGUGGUGGGUGGCGGGAGGGUGGGGACAGCUUUCAAUCACUCGCUGCGUUUACCUCAGUUGGACUGUGUCAGUUUGAGGCGUGAAACCUCUCCAAGGGCCGAGUGUCGCGCUCCGUGUUUGUUCGUCUGUGCGUCGUCGUGUCGCGGCUUCUUUUUUGGAAAUUCAUCGUCGCACGAAAUCGUUGGGUUUACAGCUUUCGGCUUUUUGUGGAUGGUGAAUGAAGAAGACGAGCUGAAGCUAAUUAAAGGAAAAAUCCACCCUUAAAUACACCAAACUUUUAUAGAGGCAUUUUAUAUUAAGAUAAUCUCUGAUGUUUGAGGCAUUUCAGGUGUUUGUUUUUUGUUAUGUUUUUUUAUGAAGGGUUGUUUUAGUUUUUGCACUCAUUACCGCACCCUGCCUCAUGUGCAUGUCGUUCUGAGUUGUAGGGAUGGGAAGUGAUAAGAGUUUAUUGAUACUAGGGCUCCGACAGACAGUUACUAUCAUUGUCGAAUAAUAAGUCGAUUAUUUUCCCAACUUCAGCCAGCGUUCUCGCUUCCUUACGCUAUCUGUGUGUUACUGUUUCCAAAUCCCCUUCGGAAACCACAACAACAACCUCCAAGCUCACAACUUAGACUUUGAAAAUGUCACGUUAUCAUGCGUUAAGGCAUGCCUGCUUUCUUCUUACAGUGAGUUGAUUUAGAAGAACUUGUGGACGAACCUCGGAACACCCCAGACUCGUCUCGCCGGACUCUCAUGCCUCCGACGUUGAUCCAUUUCUUGACUCGGCCAGUCAAGGUGAAUUUGCCACGUCUUUAAACUCUGGCAGCGACAUCGAUCCGUUUCACUUCACGCAAGCUUCUGUGAUGUCAUCGUAAUGAUGCUCUGCUAGAGUCACAUACAGCCAGCAAAUCAUCUGUGGUUUGAACGAGUCCUCCAGAGCUAAAGAAUAGAUAGGUGUCACCUCAAAUUUAGUUUGGCUAUUUAUCAGUAAAGGUUGGAUAAUACAGUGACGACUGUAACUGCUUUCAUGGCGUUUUCUUUUGCCAUUUUAAUGACAGUGCUCGCCUCCCCACGUGCAAAUGUUACACCGAAACAAGUUCACCCCUGACACUAUUUUUACAAGAGCACUGUCGCUGUAUCUGGGGCCUAGCCCCGCCCAAGAGGACUGUGAUUGGCUUAAAGAAACAAAAACAAGCAAGUGUUUUUCCCCUGCAGCAGAAAGACAAUCAGUGGUCCUAGACUUUUCUUUAGCGCUGACGCGAACCUGUGACGAUAGGUCCGCCUCGACGAGACUAAUCGAUUGUUGUUUGGUCUAUAAAAUGUUUAAAAUGGUGAAAAAUGGCGAUCGGUGUUUCCCAAAGCCCAAAAUGACAUCUGGAAAUGUCCUGUUUUGUCCACAACCCAAAGACACUCAUAUAUUCACAUUCUAAAAACUGGAAUCAGACAAUUUUGUCUUUUUUUUUUUUCCUAAAAAUUUCACUCAAACCAACUAAUCGAUUAUCAAAUUACUUUGGGAUGAGUUUAAUAGUUUCUUAUUGAUACCCAUGCCAGUAUCGAUUCUGUUUGUUGGUGCUAAUUCCUGAUCAGUUUUCUCAGUGGAACAAAAAAGGCCCACACAGGUUUUAUUAUCUGAGUCUGAACACAGUGUAGCAGCAGUCUGUCGUGAAGGUUUCCUUAGUCAGAAAAAAGCUGCUAAUCCUGUAGCUAUGGUGUGGAUGUUAUUAUUAACGGACAUGUUGCUUGGUUGCGAAGCAGCGUCGCUCGUGCGUAGAGACUCAAAUACGAGGCAUUCCUAUUUAAGCCCAGGUUGUAAAGGAAGAUUUGUCAGUAUAUUGCUGAUGUUUCCACCCUGACUUGAAAUGAUCAUUUUACAGUUCUUACAAGCAGCACUCUUGUCAUCUUUAGUCAUUUUUUCAUCAUAUUGGCAGAAAUGGGCCACCGUAGUUUUCUAGCAGAAUAAAAAAAACAACACCAUCCGUCAGCAGCGUGUUUAUCUCACAUUAAAGUGUUUCAGGGUGGAGUUUUCCUCAAAGUCUACUCAUGAUUUAUUUUUUUGUUCCUAAAUGUGACACAGUUCAGAUGAGGUGAAACGUCUUCAAUCGGGGGGCUUUGUACGGUUUCGCCGGCAGCUUCGUCGUCGCCGUGAACCCCGUUGAAGUUUGAAGGGCAGAAACCGCGCACAAUCGUAUGGUGUGGAUUAAAAAGAACACGCAGCGGAGGAGCAGGAGGAGCCGAUUUAUUGUUGGAUACAUUCAUUGAUUUCAGGGUUUUUAUUUUGACAUGCAGUACAGUGUCCUCGUCUGUGAUGUCCAUGCAUUUCCGGAGCUGUGAUGUGUGACCUUCAGUAGGAAAAGGGUUGAUUAGGGGUGCAUUGUGAUUUUAUUUUUCUUUCUUUGUAGCCUUUAACCAGUCAGGGGGAGAUAUUAUCGUCUUAUAGAGAAAUUUUGCCACCUCUCAAGGUGUCUUUUAUUUUUGUAAACCAAAAUGGUUUUUAUUGUUUCAUUGAAAUUUAUGUCUGUUGCACCUUUUUAGCCCAAUGUGUUACUUAAUAGUUGUUAAAUGUGCCAAAUAACUGUUGCUGAUUGAGUGGAACCAAUGGGAAGCCUCCUUUUUCUGAACUUUUUGAACCCUUCUCGCCACACACGCCGCUUCACAAACUGUGCGGUGGCGGCGUCGAGUCUUCGAAGGGUACAAAACUGUGACCAAACAUUUUUCCGGAGAAGACAGAGGUGUGUGUGCGUGUGUGUGCGCUCUGGCUUUCCACCAUGUUGCCAUAGGGACUCUCGACACACCAUCCAGCUCUCUACUCUAAAAAGUUUUCUUUCACACUGUACGUAUGUCAUGUGAGUGUGCGAGCUUCAUUAUCUCUCUGUAUGUUCAUGCAGUGGACUUUAUUUUUUUUUUUUUGGUGGUCAUACACUCUGCUCAAACACACGCUCAACACACGACAAUUUAAAAAGGAUGGCAUAUAGGAAAAAAAAUUCAAAGUAUAUAUAAAUAUAUGUGUAUAUGAAAUGACAAAAAUGCUCUAGGUUUAUUUAAAAGAUUUAAUGUAGAAAACAAAAUGAAAAUGUUCGGGGAGGUCGGGGGUUUUGAUGUGAGUAUAAUUGUUUGUGGUGAAGACUUCAGCUCAAAUCUUGCACAUAAAGACUUUAGAUAUUGUACCUGCGAGUUCCAGAUGAUUAUUUUUGUUUGAAUACAGGACUCUCUUUGCUCUUUCAUAUUUAUUAUUGCGUGUGUGGGGAGCUCUCUAUCUCUCGCUCCGUCUCUCCUCCACGUUAUGAGCUCUCAGCCGAGAGCUCGCUGUAGAAAAAUCCUCCGGUUUACACCCAUCAGAAACUCUCUUGUUUUGUUUUUUUCAUAUCCACAGACAAACACAAAUACUACUGGCUUUGGGUUUAUUAUUGCCAUUAAGGUUAUGAUAAUACUGAUAUAUAAUUGAUAAUAUUAUUCAAUGAUUAUUAUUAAAUUUAUUUUAUUUCAAUGAUUUUUAUUUUUUUGUUUUCGAGACAGGUAGGAAGUUGCGUGUUGGACUGCUUGUAAAAACAGUUCAUGAAUAAAAAUCCUUUUUCCGUGUU